Messenger RNA from Closterium sp. NIES-65, 5427 nucleotides. NCBI's taxonomy places the organism in Eukaryota, Viridiplantae, Streptophyta, Zygnematophyceae, Desmidiales, Closteriaceae. The record is from the annotation of a GenBank genome assembly.
AUGGCGCCGUCGCUUCGCGCGAUCCGUGCGACGUUCGUGUGCCUUUCGCUGAACCUGACCCUGUGCAAUGUCUUCACCGGACGCUACUAUACCGCGUCAAAUCUCGCCUCUCCCGCAACUCGCAAUCCUGAAGUUGAAUCGGCGGAAGCAGCGGGGUUCGUGCUGCCGAGCUCGGCGCGCAGCUGCGACGACGAUGAGAGGAUCAAUGCAGCCAAGGGUUUGGUCCCCUCGUUAAAAGAACUCACCUGGAAUCCUGGUCUAUGUGACUGGGAGAUGCAUUUGAUUGCAUCAGUGCCAAAGCAGAGGACCGCAGCACAGCGCCAGGAUCACCAACGCAGGAGCAUCCGCACCUGCCUCCUCCCUCUCAUUAAAAAGGGAACCAAGCUCUUCAAACUCCUUUCUCCGCCGUCCCCCUCUGCUCCCCCUCCCCCCGCGUGUGGUUCCCCCUCCUCUGGCCGAGGGGAGAAGCUGCUGCUGGGGGGAGCGGACCUGUGCGCCCUGAUGCGCGCGGAUGGGGGGAAGAGUGGCUUGGCUGGCGGUGGGGGAAAGGGAGCUGGGGAGGAGAGCAAGGGGGGGCGCAGAGGAGCGGUGGGGAGUUCAGAAGCAACCGUUGAGAAGAGGGGGAAGCGAGGAGAUGCGUCGGAUAGAGGGGGACAUGGGGGGGAGCAGAAGAAGGGACGUGGGGGCAGCGGGGACCAAAAAGGGCAUGAAACAACCAUGAGGCGCAAGGGAGGGGAGGAGGAGGGCGAGGAUGUGGAGGAGAGAGACGGGGGACUGAAAGGAAGGGAAGGAGUGAAGAAAGGGAGGGAGCAGGCGAAGCCGACAGUCAAGAGAAGUGAAAGCAGGGAUGAGAAGGGGAGUGGUGGUGGUAGUGGUGGUGGUAGUGGUGGGGCUGGGGUAAAGGGGAAAGGGAUCAAGGGGAAGGAAGGGGGGCGUGAGAAGGAGAAUCAAGGCGGGCAGGUGAACAAGGAGAUGAUGAUUCGAGCAGCCAUCAGCAUGAUGCAAGCCAAGAAGUUCCAGGAAGCGAUCAACCUCUUCAACCAGGUGGAAGCGGAGGGCGGUGAGCUCUCGGAUCAGCUGUUCAUCGGGAGGGGCCUCUGCCACCUGAUGCUCAAGCGAUUCGAUGAGGCAGAAGACGACUUCACAGAGGGCAUUCAGCGCUUCCCCAGGAGUGCGGAGCUGUACAGGCGGAGGGCCAUGCUGUAUAUUGAGAGGAACGAGCGAGAGACGGCUGUGGAGGAUCUGAGUCGGUCGCUGGAGAUAGAACCCGACAACCAGGACGCCCUGCAACACCGAGGCAUCAUCGCCUUCCACAUACACCUGUACGGCAUGGCCAUCGCUGAUCUCUCCAGGGCCCUUGACAUGCGACCCAUGGAUGCCUACCUCAUCCGCGCCAAGGGCAUAGCCCUGGCGGGGGCAGGGCAGUGGCGCAACGCGAGUGCCGUGUUUGCGGAGGCAGUGAGGCGCCACCCCAUGUCGGCCCACCUGUGGACGGAGAAGGGCCGCGUGCACAAGGAGCUGGGGGAGGUUGACCUGGCUCUUGCUGCCCUGCACAAGGCACUGGCGCUGGAAGACACGCUGGAGGCGUACAUCCGCCUCACAUCCCUCAUGCAGCUCGUGGGCCGCCACAGGGAGGUGAUAACCACAGCGAGGAGGGGUUUGAAGCUGAAUCCCAACGACAUCGAGCUCAACUACCUGGAAGCUUCCGCGCACCAUGCGCUGGGUGACUUUGAGGCAGCGGCUAGCCAUUCACUCAUUCACUCCACCAUUCCUCCACCCUCCACCCCCCUUCCUCUGCCCCCUGUCUAUCCAUCCGCAGCUGCAUCACUCACUCACUCACUCAGCCCUCCACCCCCCUUCUCUAAUCCCCAUCCGCCUGCAGCUGCAUCAGUAUACGUACAUCCUCGCCCUCUGUCCCUCCCUGGUGGUUUGGUUUGCUGCUGUGUCAAUCACUCGCUCACUCCGCCCUCCACCCCUCCUUCUCCGUCCCCCUCCGCGUCCAUUCCUCUGCAGCUGCAUCAGUACACGCACAUCCUCGGCCUCUCGCCCACAGACAGCAACACCGGCACUCUUCAGGGCAUGGCGUUUUACCAGUGUGGUGCUGAGCAGUUCCUUACUGUGUUGCAUGGUGCUGUGCAGUUCCGUGCUGUGCUGUGUGGUGUGGUGUGCAGUCAGCCAACUGGCAUGAAGCUGGGCCUGGCUACCCAGUAUCCAAGCUGGACCCUCUUAAGCAGUUCUCCUCGUCUCCCCUCCCCCUCCCAUCGCAUCCACCAUCAGAGGGAGAUAGCAGCGUACACGGUAUCCAAGCUGGACCUUCCAUUUGCACAGUUCCGCCUGGACUACGAGCUCAACAAUGAACUCAAGGAAGCAUGGGUGCGAAAGCAGUCGCCCCUCUCCAUCCUCCCCGCCUACCGCCCGCUCCCCAUCCGCCUGGUUCGCAACCCCCCCCGCAUCCGCUUCUCCCCGCAAGUGCGCGCUCUCAUUGCCAAGGCGGACGAAAUCGGGCGGCGCACGCAGUACUUUGUGGACGGCUUCAUGCCGCACAAAAGACAACACCGCAUGGCGGGGCUUGCCGCCCUGGAUCUCAUGCAGAGGGUGAAUGCCACGUGGCAGCAUAUGAUUGAGGAACGGAAGGCGAGAGAUGGGGACGGGGAGGAGGAGGGUGAAAGGCUAAGGGAGAGCGAGGGUGACGACAGGGAUAGCAGGAACAACAGGAAUAUCAAUGGUGAAAGUGAUGGUGAUGGGGAUAGUAGUGAGGGGAGCAGUAGCGGAAGGAGCAGCAAGGACAAAAGGGCAAGUGGGAGAGGGGCACAGGGAGGGUCCCGACGGAAAACACCCCGAGUGUCCCUCAAAUCCUCCGCAGCAGGGAAGAGAUCCAACGGCCGAGAUAAGCCCACCAGCUCAACCGGCCGAUCCAACGGUGCACAGCUGAUCUCAGGGUGGAGAGACAUGUUCGACGGAAUCAUACGGUGGAGGCAGCACGCCGAACCCUGCGAUACAAUCACAUGGAUCGACCAGCUCAAAAACGAGUACCCCAAGGGCUUCGGUACAAUCACAGCCAUGCGGGUCGGGCAGAUGCACAACCUGAAGUACUACCCGUUUCAGGACUGGGCGUUUGAAGUCAUGAGAUCCGUUCUGCUGGAGACUGAAAUGGCUUCGAAUGCAACCAACUGGCCGCUGCCGGUGCCGCGGCGGGUGCACGGGAGGGCGAUCGAGGCGGCGGGGGACUUUGGGGAUCUACACCGCGUGGUGGGGGAGAACUUCUAUGUUACCACGCAGUGUUACAGCGAGGCGUUUCCCGGGCGAGUGAUGAACGGCACCCAGCUGACUCUCGUGGAGGCAUCAGGCUCCUACGACUUCACCAUUCGUACUGCAGUAACGCCCGAGCGCAGUGCCGAAUUUUUCCAGGAACUGCAGAAGACAUGGGAGGAGCUCAGUGAGGCCGCCACGGACACGCACUUGCGGGCCACUGACUUUCACUUGUACCGGCGGCGAGUGAGGGAGGGUGUGCUGCGGAUGGGGUACUACUGGUACCAGUUCAUGCCGCUCACCCGUGGGUCGGCAAUGGUCGGCAUUAUCUCCAUCCUCGGCCUCUCGCUUGCUGCUGACAUGGAGACGCUUUCACUCAUCCCCAAGGACGUUCAGGUGGACUGGGAGGCGAUAUUGAAUCCGCGUUUUAAGCAGUUCAACGACUCAAUCCCCGGCAACACUGGGUCCAUUGCACGCACGUGUGCUGCCACGGCUGUUCCACUGCACCUGGUGAAGCCUCUGGGAUUCGACAUUACGGACUCGAAGCUCAAGAGAGCGGGGCUGGACUACUGGCCGUACGUGGUGGUGAACGUGCACGACAGCUGGAGGGUGUUCAUGGAGUAUUUCAGGCAGCAGCCGGAGCCCAAGCGGCUGAUUGCGUUUUCCAAGCGAGGCUCAGUGCCCCACCAUGAUAUUCAAUAUCAACCAGGUGAUUGGCUGUUGUUUGGAGCUGAAACGUUUGGCCUACCACCAGAGGCCAUUACAGAGUGCACUGCCACGUCAUUGGAUGAAAACACACUCGCCGCGGCAGUGGAAGCGGCAGCGAAUGAGUUCAAGCCACGUCAUAUUCAGGAGCUGCAGGAGGAAGCGUUAAGCGCGGCGGAAGUGGCGGGGCUUCUGCGGAUGCGUGACAACGGGAGCUUACCUGAGACGGAGAAGGUAGCAGACGCGCUCGAGCGCGAGGUGGGGAGGUUCCGCGGAAGCAGCGGGGCGGCAGAAGAUGCGGGGGAGCUUGGAGGGGAUCAGGCUGUACCUGCGGCGAUUCAACUAUCGGAGGGGCUGAAUUCGGUUCAGUACGCGAAGCACGAGCUGGAAGCGAGGCUGCUCAAAGGGAAGCCGAUCCGCAGCUGGAUCAGGGAGCUUCAAGUGAUGUGGCGCGACGCGACAGGCGCACAGCACUCGGCGUUCCUCAAGGCGCGGGACGGCAAGGAGCAGGGCCGAGGUGCCUCCGGAUUCAUCCAAUGGAUGGUGAUCGACGGCCAAGAAGUGGCCCCUCCGUUUUACCCCGGGAGUUCCAUCUCCGCGAGCGGAGGCUUUAAGCUGCUGCUGGCGGAGAGCAGGAGCCGGCCUGGGAGGGUAGAAGACGAGUUCCACCUGAAAAUAGAGGGCGUGGUGGAUCUGGGGGUAACGGCGCGGGUGGCCCAUCCGCUCAUGCAGACUGCGACUGAGGCUCAGGCGCACUUCAACGUGCAUAUCGUGCAGCUCAAUACCCCCUGCAUUGAGACAUCUCUCAUGCUCACAAUGACCUCUUCACACUGCUUCUUGGUUCGCCCUCUUCUGAUCAUGCCCUUUUCUCCAUCCAACCCCACCCCCGACCUCUCUCCACCAGCACACGGAGGGCAUUCACGGGGUGCUUGGGCAGACCUUCCGCAGCGAGGCAUCCCGAUCGGUGCGGUCUCGGUGGCACCGGCUGCUCACUCGCAUGCUCACCUGACCUCUCCACCUUUUCUCCCCGCCCUUCCUCCCUCCUCCCCCACCAGCACACGGAGGGCAUUCACGGGGUGUUGGGGCAGACCUUCCGCAGUGAAGCAUCCCGCUCAGUGCGAUUGCUCGGCACCGCCUGCUUACUCGCAUGCUCAGACCUCUCCACCUUUUCUCCCCGCCCUUCUUCCCACCCACCACCAGCACACGGAGGGCAUUCACGGGGUGUUGGGGCAGACCUUCCGCAGCGAGGCAUCCCGCUCAGUGCGGUCGCUGCGGCAUCGCCUGCUCACUCGCCUGCUGCGGGAGCCGGUGGACGUGGAGAGCAGUGAGGUGGGCGAUGGGCUGCUGGAUGGGAUCAUGCAGGACUAUCUCACCUCGGGGAUUGCCGCCACAGAUUGCGUGUUCUCUGCCGCGUGGAGGAGGGGAGAUCCGGAUAUCUGGAUGGGAGACGACGGGCUUGAUUUCAUGCUAUAA